This is a messenger RNA of Micropterus salmoides (largemouth bass), 833 nucleotides long. RefSeq names its product RNA polymerase II subunit D (gene polr2d). The transcript is spliced from 4 exons. Gene Ontology annotation, biological process: positive regulation of translational initiation; transcription initiation at RNA polymerase II promoter; nuclear-transcribed mRNA catabolic process, deadenylation-dependent decay. Gene Ontology annotation, cellular component: P-body; RNA polymerase II, core complex. Gene Ontology annotation, molecular function: nucleotide binding; translation initiation factor binding. NCBI's taxonomy places the organism in Eukaryota, Metazoa, Chordata, Actinopteri, Centrarchiformes, Centrarchidae. Bases 226 to 660 code for a protein of 144 amino acids. The record is from RefSeq and is a predicted model, not a curated record.
UCGGAAGCGGUUGUUCGUGUUUUUGUGUGACUGAAAAGGCGCCGAGGAGAAACCCGCGUCCGUUUUCAGGCUGCUGAAACUUCUCCGGUCCACCUAGUCCGUCCUCAGACCGCCGGGAGCCUCCGGGAGCCGGACUUUAAGCUCCGGACCGGCUGCUGCCGCCGCCCGCCGUUUUUGUGUCUCCUCUGAUGCCAGUUAGCCGUUAGCCGUUAGCCGCUGUGUGUCAUGGCGGCCGGAGGCGGCGCGGCUCCUGCUCACGUCGGUGAUGUUGAAGAAGAUGCUUCCCAGCUGCUGUUUCCUAAAGAGUUUGAGAACGCGGAGACACUGCUGAACUCGGAGGUCCACAUGCUGCUGGAACACAGGAAGCAGCAGAACGAGAGCGCCGAGGACGAGCAGGAGCUGUCCGAAGUCUUCAUGAAGACCCUGAACUACACGGCUCGGUUCAGCCGCUUCAAGAACCGGGAGACCAUCACUGCCGUCCGCAGUCUCCUCCUGCAGAAGAAGCUGCACAAGUUCGAGUUGGCCAGUUUAGCAAAUCUGUGUCCUGAAGCUGCUGAGGAGGCCAAGGCCCUGAUCCCCAGUUUGGAGGGUCGGUUUGAAGACGAGGAGCUGCAGCAGAUCCUGGAUGACAUCCAGACCAAGAGAAGCUUCCAGUACUGAGACCAGGACUGCAGUCUGGGUCUCUGCCCCCCUUCAGGUCCCUGUCCUCCCUGCAGUGUUUAAUUUCUUUCUGACCACUGAAUUGAUCCUGUGAUCUGAUGACAUCACAGUCCUCCAGGUGCUUUAUUGUUCAGCUCAACGUUCCUGACGUCACAAUAAACUUUGUUUCUACA